GAAGAAACAAACAGGUGGAAUAUGAUUGCACUUGGUCUUGGCCUACUAUCUUUGCUUCUCGGCCUUGAGCCAGCAGAGGCCCAGUUUCCUCGAGUGUGCUGCACAGUGGAGGGAAUCCUGUCCAAGCAGUGCUGCCCUGCUCUGGGAUCAGAUCCUGCCAACAUCUGUGGCUCUCUGUCAGGAAGGGGAAGCUGCACCGCUGUUCGCGUUGAUGCCAAACCCUGGGGAGGACCCUACAGACUCAGAAAUGUUGACGACAGAGAGAGGUGGCCGACCAAAUUCUUCAAUCAGACUUGCAGAUGUACUGGCAACUUUGCAGGUUUUGACUGUGGCCAGUGUAAGUUUGGCUGGGCCGGACCAAACUGUGACCAGAGGAAGACUCCUGUGGUGCGGAAGAACAUCCACUCCUUAACCCCUGAAGAAAUUCAAGUGUUCCUGGAUACUCUGGAUCUUGCUAAAACCACGAUCCAUCCAGAUUAUGUCAUUGCCACUCAGCACUGGCUUGGACUGCUGGGACCAAAUGGAACUGAGCCACAGUUUUCCAACAUCUCCAUCUACGACUUCUUUGUCUGGCAGCAUUACUACUCAGUUAGAGACACCCUUCUUGGUCCAGGCCGCCCCUUUAGAGCCAUUGAUUUCUCUCAUAAAGGACCAGCGUUCAUCACGUGGCACAGAUAUCACCUUCUCAGCUUGGAAAGAGAGCUGCAGAGGCUGACAGGAAAUGAGAACUUUGCGAUCCCUUACUGGAACUUUGCCACAGGGAAGAGUGAGUGUGAUGUGUGUACUGACUCUCUGUUGGGAGGCCGAAACCCGAACAACCCCUCCCUUAUCAGUGACCAGUCGAGAUUCUCCAGAUGGGGAGUGGUGUGUAACAGUUUGGAUGACUACAACCGCCUUGUGACUCUUUGCAAUGGCACCAGUGAGGGUUUAAUUCUCAGAGGGAUCAUGGAGACAGCCAACAAGUCUCUGCCUACCAUGAAUGACGUCAGAAGCUGUCUCGGAAUCAGGGACUUUGAUAGCCCUCCCUUUUUCACCAACUCGUCCUUUAGUUUUAGAAAUGCUCUUGAAGGAUAUGAAAAGCCAGAUGGAGAGCUUGAUGAUACAGUCGAUAACCUCCACAACCUUGUCCACACUUUACUCAAUGGAACCAGCUCUUUAUCUCACUCUGCUGCCAAUGACCCCAUCUUUCUGGUUCUCCAUGCUUUUACUGAUGCCAUUUUUGAUGAGUGGAUGCGAAGAAUCGAUCCUUCCAAUGCCACCUACCCUGAUGAGAUGGCCCCCAUUGGUCACAACAGAGACUAUAACAUGGUGCCAUUCUUCCCUCCAAUCACUAAUGAGGAGAUCUAUGUCACCACUGAGCAGUUGGGAUAUUCCUACUCAAUUUCCCUAGACGAUGCAGACAGAGGGCCGGCUGUCUUUGUACUUGGCUCCACUUUAGGGGGAGUCUUCGUUGGUCUCCUGGUGCUGCUCCUUAUCUUUGUGCUCUACCUGCGCCAGCGGAGAAACAGAGGCUUUGAACCUCUGAUAAAAGCAGAUUUCACAAAUAGAAAGUACACAGAGGAAGCCUAG
This is a messenger RNA of Menidia menidia (Atlantic silverside), 1569 nucleotides long. The record is from the annotation of a GenBank genome assembly. Lineage: Eukaryota; Metazoa; Chordata; Actinopteri; Atheriniformes; Atherinopsidae.